Laetiporus sulphureus 93-53 is the source of this 453-nucleotide messenger RNA. RefSeq lists its product as uncharacterized. The record is from RefSeq and is a predicted model, not a curated record. NCBI's taxonomy places the organism in Eukaryota, Fungi, Basidiomycota, Agaricomycetes, Polyporales, Laetiporaceae. Bases 1 to 453 code for a protein of 150 amino acids. The transcript is spliced from 4 exons.
AUGUUCGCAGUUGCCAAAUUUGCAAGUACAUGUCAUUCUUUUUCAUGCAACUGCAACUUCAUCUCACCAUGUCAUAGGAAGAGAAAUAUCAACGACUUCACUAUUGUAGUGGACAUGUCAACCCUUCAAUGGCAUCUGCAAGCAAUGCAUAAACAUGAAUACUAUAAGUGGUGUGAGAAGAACACUUUCAACUCCAAGCUCCCAAGUGAUGUUGCAGCUCGCAAAGCAAAGAUCCUCGAGAGUCAUAUCUCUCAAGGAACUCUCGAGGGACAUCCAGCUGGACAUACAAUUUUAUAUUCAGACAAAGCAUUCAAGUCAGCUGCUAUCCAGUGGCUAGUAGAGACCGAUCAGCCUAUCAGUGCAUUUCAACAUCAAGCAUUCGAGGAUCUGAUCAAUAUCGCUUCACACACCAAGGAAGCAGUGAAAAUUCCAAAGCGAGCAUCAACACGGUGA